Messenger RNA from Pediculus humanus corporis (human body louse), 1233 nucleotides. Its product is annotated as parathyroid hormone receptor, putative. NCBI's taxonomy places the organism in Eukaryota, Metazoa, Arthropoda, Insecta, Psocodea, Pediculidae. Gene Ontology annotation, biological process: cell surface receptor signaling pathway; adenylate cyclase-modulating G protein-coupled receptor signaling pathway. Bases 1 to 1233 code for a protein of 410 amino acids. The record is from RefSeq and is a predicted model, not a curated record. The transcript is spliced from 9 exons. Gene Ontology annotation, cellular component: plasma membrane. Gene Ontology annotation, molecular function: G protein-coupled peptide receptor activity; peptide hormone binding.
AUGAAGGGUAUUGCUUUAUCUGCCGAAGAACUGGAAGCAGUUCUCCAGUUGGAAAAACUCAAAUGUGAAAAAUUAGCACAAAAUGAUAAUGAAAAAGGAACGUGUAAAACUAUUUGGGAUGGAAUUAUGUGUUGGUCUUGGGCAUAUCCAAAUCAGAUUUUAACACAACAAUGCCCUUCUUACAUAGCAGGCUUCGAUCAAACGUCGAACGCUACUAAAUUAUGCACUGAAAAUGGAACUUGGUACGUUAGUCCAAAAACGAAUCAAGAAUGGACAAAUUAUAAUCAAUGUUUUAUUGAUCACAAAACGACAAUUUUUGUACAAGUUUCAUCUAUAGAUAGUUUUCUUUUAAAGGAGUAUUUACCGAUAUUGAAGGGGAUUUCACACAUCGGAUACGGCAUAUCAUUGAUUUCCCUAGUGAUGGCUUCACUUAUUUUAUUAUCCUUCAGAAAACUUUAUUGUUCUCGAAAUACUCUUCACCUUCAUUUAUUUGUUUCAUUCAUUAUGAGAGCAUUUGUUACGUUCUUAAAAGAAUUUCUUUUCGAACAAGGAAUCGGUUUAAGAUCAAAUUUUGUCGAACAAAAUGGUACCAAGUACUUCUUAGAUGAAAUAAACAGCAAUUGGGAAUGUAAAAGUUUAACCACAAUUUGGCAAUACUUUAUUAUGGCAAAUUAUUCAUGGAUAUUAAUGGAAGGGUUAUACAUGCAUAAUCUUUUAAUGUUUGCUUUAUUUUCUGACAAUGCUAAUAUUUUUAUGUACAUAAUAUUAGGAUGGGGUUUACCUAUAAUAUUUGUUAUUUCAUGGGCAUUGGUUAGAAUUAAUUUGGAAAAUGAUUUGUGUUGGACGACUAAUUUAAUAUCGAGAAAUUUUCUCAUCAUUCGAAUUCCAAUAAUAAUAUCAGUUUUGGUGAAUUUCGGUUUGUUUUUAAAUAUAAUACGUUUGUUAUUACUUAAAGUUAAAUCAGCUGUUCAAGAAGAAACGCAAAAAUAUUGGAGAUUAGCUAAAUCCACGAUUGUUUUAGCACCUUUAUUCGGUGUUCAUUAUACAAUAUUUUUAGGAAUGUCUUAUUGUGUUGGAAUUAAUGAAACGAUUGAAUUGAUUUGGUUAUUUUGCGAUCAACUUUUUGCAUCGUUUCAGGGUUUUUUCGUAGCUUUAUUUUUUUGCUUUUUAAAUAACGAAGUACAAACGGAAAUGAAAAAAAAAUUAAGACAGUUAUUGUAUGGAUGUGACUAA